AUGGAGGUCUCGGUGAUUGCGAGUUAUCAACCGAAGCUGGGAAAAUCUGCUUUGACAUAUACAGAACUGGGUUUCUGUAAUCUCAAAGAUAAUGGCAGGUUUUCCACUUCUACGACUACGAUAUGUUUUGCUCAGAAUCUUUGGUGGAAGAAGCAAAAGAUACGCAUCAAUGUGAGAGCUCAUCAAUCUGAAGCCGUUGAAGAAGAGAAGCACUCUUGUUCUGUACGAAGAUCCAGAUCGAUAGAUGGUGUAAGAUUAUUUGUGGGUCUGCCUCAAGAUGUUGUUUCUCUUGACAGAAAUACUGUAUUAAAACAUGCUAGAGCAAAUGUAGCUGGCUUAAAAGCUUUGAAGCUUCUAGGAAUUGAGGGAGUGGAGCUCCCUGUUUGGUGGGGAAUUGUUGAGAAAGAUGCCAUGGGAAAAUAUGAUUGGAGAGGAUAUCUUGCUGUUGCUGAGAUGGUUCAAAAAGUGGGUCUCAAGCUCCACGUGACCCUUUGUUUUCAUGCGUUAAAAACACCAAAUAUCCCACUACCAAGGUGGGUAUAUCAGAUUGGUGAAUCUCAGCCCAAUAUUUUCUACAGAGAUAGAGCAGGACAGUAUUAUAAAGAAUGCUUGUCACUGGCAGUUGAUCAUCUUCCUGUUCUUGAUGGUAAGACUCCACUCCAAGUCUACCACAGUUUCUGUGAGAGCUUUAAGUCUUCAUUCUCUUCAUUCAUGUGCUCCACAAUUAUGGGCAUUACCAUGGGUUUAGGACCAAAUGGUGAACUAAGAUAUCCAUCUCACAGUCUAUUACCCUCUAAUAAUCAAACUCAAGGAGUUGGAGAAUUCCAAUGUUAUGACCAAAACAUGCUUAGCUUUAUCAAGCAGCAUGCUGAAGCAUCUGGAAAUCCUUUGUGGGGGCUUGGUGGUCCACAUGAUGCCCCUACCUAUGAUCAGUCACCAAACUCCAAUAGCUUCUUCAGGGAGAGGGGUUCUUGGGAAUCUACAUAUGGGAACUUUUUCCUUUCAUGGUAUGCUGAACAGCUUGUAACUCAUGGAGCUUGUCUCCUAUCAUUGGCAGUUUCAAUUUUCAGUGACACUGGAGUUCAAGUAUAUGGCAAAAUCCCACUCAUGCACUCUUGGUAUAGAACAAGAUCACAUCCAUCUGAGCUAACCGCAGGGUUCUAUAACACUAUUAAGAGGGAUGGCUAUGAACCAGUUGUGAAGAUGUUUGCUAAGAACUCAUGCAAAAUGAUAAUACCUGGAAUGGACAUGUCAGAUGCAUGUCAACCACAUGAAACACUCUCUAGUCCCGAGUUGCUCCUUACACAAAUUAUGGAAACUUGCAGAAAGCACAGGGUCAAGGUUUCAGGGCAAAAUGCUUCAGAGUGUGGUGCUCUUGAGGGAUUUGAGCAGAUUAAGAAGAAUUUGUGUGGAGAUAAUGCGCUGGAGUUGUUCACUUAUCAUAGAAUGGGAGCUUAUUUCUUUUCACCAGAGCAUUUUCCUUCAUUCACUGAGUUUGUUAGGAGCCUUAAUAAACAGGAAUUGCAUUCAGAUGAUUUAAGUACUGAUGAGAAAGAAGCAAGUAAAAGGCCAGGAACAAGCGUUUUUGUAUAA
Molecule: messenger RNA, 1593 nt
Organism: Abrus precatorius (Indian licorice)
Lineage: Eukaryota; Viridiplantae; Streptophyta; Magnoliopsida; Fabales; Fabaceae
Product: inactive beta-amylase 9-like
Exons: 3
Coding region: 1-1593 (530 amino acids)
Biological process (GO): polysaccharide catabolic process
Molecular function (GO): beta-amylase activity
Source: RefSeq, a predicted model, not a curated record